GGGAGCCAUGGCUGCAGAGAACCCCAUGGAAAGUCUCCAGGAGGAAGCGACAUGUCCCGUCUGUCUGGAGUAUUUCACAGAACCUGUCACUCUGGAGUGCGGGCACAAUUUCUGCCUAGCCUGCAUCAGCCAGUACUGGGAGGGAUCCGAUACAGACAUCUCCUGCCCUCAGUGCAGACAAACUGUGCAACAGAGAAACCUCAGGCCCAACAGGCAGAUGGCAAACAUGGUAGAAAUCGCCAAGCAACUGAGUUUACAGGCAGCAAAGGGAAGAGGAGGGGACGGGGUGUGUGGGGAACACCAGGAGUCGCUGAAACUGUUCUGUGAAGAGGAUCAAACCCCCAUCUGUCUGAUCUGCAGAGAGUCCCGGGCUCACCGCGCUCACAUGGUGGUUCCCAUACAGGAAGCCACCCAGGAGUACAAGGAAAGAAUCCAGGCCCAAUUGAAGACUCUGAGGGAUGAGAGAGAAAAGCUGCUGGGAUUGAAAGUGACUGGAGAGGGGAAAAGCCAGAAGUAUCUGAAACAAACACAAACCGAGAGGCAGAAGAUUGUGUCUGAAUUUCAGCAACUGCGGCAGUUCCUGAAGGAACAAGAGCGACCCCUGGUGGCCCAGCUGGGGAAGCUGGACGAAGAGAUUGCGAGGAUCCAGAGUGAAAAUGUCAGUAAACUCUCCGAGCAGAUUUCCCAUCUGAGUGAGCUGAUCAGUGAGCUGGAGGAGAAGUGUCAAAAACCACCAAGUGAAUUCCUGCAGGAUGUCAGAAGUACCUUGAGCAGGUGUGAGACGGGGAAGUUCCAGCAGCCAGAGGAGAUUUCUCCUGAACUGGAGGAGCGAGUCAGUGAUUUCUCCCAGAAAACCAUUGCGCUACGGGAGGCUCUGAGGAAGUUCAAAGACACUCUGCCGUCUGCACUGGAGAGAAAAAGAGGGGAACCACUCGGAGCGCACAGACAGGUGAAUGUGACUCUGGAUCCAGACACGGCUCAUCCCAUCCUCGUCCUGUCUGAGGAUCGGAAAAGUGUGAGACGGGGAAACGCAUGGCAGCGACUGCCCAACAACCCUGAGAGAUUUGACACUGCGCCCUGUGUGCUGGGCUGUGAGGGAUUCACCUCGGGGAGACAUUGCUGGGAGGUGGAGGUGGGGGAUGGGAGAUGCUGGGCUGUGGGGGUGGCCAGAGCGUCUGUGGGGAAGAAGGGACAGAUCAGCCGUAGCCCUGAGGGGGGGAUCUGGAGUGUGGAGCGGCACUGGCAGGGUCACUUCCAGGCUCUCACCUCCCCAGUGACCCCCCUGCCCCUGAGCCUGGUCCUCAGCAGGAUCCGGGUUUGUCUGGACUGUGACCGGGGGCAGGUGACAUUUAUCGAUGCUGGUGACGAGGCCCCGAUCUUCAUUUUCCCGCUGGGCUCCCUCCCCGGGGAGAGAAUCCGACCCUGGCUCUGCGUGGGGGUGGGAUCCCGGAUCACACUGUGUCCCUGAGACAUGGGGGGUAACAGCCCUCUGGGAAUGGAAAAAUGGUUUUCUCUAGCCAAGUAAUCCUAGCCCCUAUUGCCUGGAGGAUGCCUGUCUACCCAACCUCUGGCCUCUUAGCUCUAUGACCCCUGGAAGCUCCUCCCCCCCUCCCUCUCUGCAGCACCAGGUAUGGGAGGAGAAAAGGGGCCAUAGGAUCAGAUGUGGGGGCUGCGGGGUCACAACUAGUGGAGGGGCUGGAGGUAGAAGUGAUGUGGGGUUGUGGGGCAGUAUUAAUGUGGAGCUGGAGACACCCAUAUGUGGAGUGGCAGGGACACAGAAUUAGUUAAUUGGGAUUUGGCAUUUUGGGAAGAAGCUGAAAGCUCCGCAUCAGCCAGGAGCCUGGGAGAAGGAGACCCAGGGACUGGGGAGUGUGCAUUCAUCCCAAUAUCCAGUAGAAAUGAGUGACUAGCGUAGACACCGCCUAUGUUGAUAAAAGAAGUUUUACCAUCAAUGCAGUAAAUCCACCUCCAGGAGAGGCAGUAGUUAA
Messenger RNA from Mauremys reevesii (Reeves's turtle), 1988 nucleotides. RefSeq names its product zinc finger protein RFP-like. Lineage: Eukaryota; Metazoa; Chordata; Testudines; Geoemydidae. The transcript has 7 exons. The record is from RefSeq and is a predicted model, not a curated record. Gene Ontology annotation, molecular function: protein binding; zinc ion binding. The coding region runs from base 8 to 1468 and encodes 486 amino acids.